CAGGUUUUGUGGUAAAAGCAACCAUACACAUAACCACAUGGACAACCUAAAAAAAUAGGUUCAACAAACCAAUUGUAAAUCUCGUCCGAUUCAACUCACUCUCACUCAUAAACCCCUUCCUCAGUCCACCUCCACCUUAUCUCCAAUGGCGUCCAUCUCCGCCGGCACUGGCCACCUCCUCCCCCUCCGCCAUCAUCGCCGCUCACACCUAACCUCUCCACCGUCCGCCGUCCCCAUCACCACCACCAGAUGCCACAAAAUCUCCUCUCAAAACCCUAACCCUAACAAACACUCUAAAUCCACACACUCCAAAUCUCCGUUAUUCUCCGUCAAGAAUUUUGCCAUCUCCGCUGCUGCCGGCGUCUUGUUUCACGUCGCGUAUAAAAAUCCGUCACUUAUCGGUGGUUCCGGCGGGGGUGGAGGUUCCUCCGGUGGUUCCGGCGGCGGCGGCGGCGGUUCUGGCGGAGGAGGCGGUGGUGGUGGGUGGUGGAGGCGCUUGUUAUCGCCGGAAGCUAAUGCGGAUGAGAAUCAGUCAUCUGAAUGGGACUCACAUGGAUUACCUGCUGAUAUAGUGGUACAAUUGAACAAACUUAGUGGAUUUAAAAAGUAUAAGGUGUCUGAUCUAGUGUUUCUAGAUAAAGUUAAGUCAAUUACUGUAGGUUCAGAUGAUUCCUUUUUCGAAAUGGUUUCGAUUAAAUCCGGUGGUGUGUACACCAAAGCUCAGCUUCAAAAGGAGCUUGAAACCCUAGCUACUUGUGGUAUGUUCGAAAAGGUCGAUCUAGAGGCGAAAACUAACGCGGACGGAACUAUAGGGUUAACAGUUUCGUUUACGGAGAGUACGUGGGAGGAGGCGGAUCAUUUUAAAUGUAUUAACGUGGGGUUAAUGCAGCAGUCGAAAGCGGUUGAUGUUGACGAAAACAUGACGGAGAAGGAGAAGAUGGAUUAUAUGAGGAAUCAGGAGCGGGAUUAUAGGAGGAGGAUGGAGCGGGCGAGGCCGUGUAUGUUGCCGCGGUCAGUUCACGGUGAGAUUUUGCAGAUAUUGGGGCAGGGAAAUGUGAGUGCUAGGAUGUUGCAGAAUAUUCGGGAUCGGGUUCAGAAGUGGUAUCAUGAUGAAGGGUAUGCGUGUGCUCAGGUUGUGAAUUUUGGGAAUUUGAAUACGAAUGAGGUUGUUUGUGAGGUGGUGGAAGGGGAUAUUACAAGGGUCGUGAUUCAGUUUCAGGAUAAACUUGGGAAUGUUUGUGAAGGGAAUACUGCAAUUGGAGUAGUGAAGAGAGAGUUGCCUAAACAGCUUCAAAAGGGGAAUGUAUUCAACAUUGAAGCCGGGAAGCAAGCACUGCGUAACAUUAAUUCUCUCUCUUUAUUUUCAAAUAUUGAAGUGAAUCCACGCCCAGAUGAGAAAAACGAGGGUGGGAUUAUUGUUGAAAUUAAACUUAAAGAGUUGGAGCAAAAAUCAGCUGAAGUCAGUACUGAAUGGAGCAUUGUUCCUGGACGUGGUGGUCGUCCUACUUUGGCUUCAAUCCAGCCUGGUGGAACUGUGUCUUUUGAGCAUCGGAACAUCAAGGGGCUUAAUAGAUCUCUUCUUGGUUCCGUCACCACUAGUAACUUUCUUAAUCCGCAGGAUGAUCUUUCUUUUAAGCUAGAAUACGUGCAUCCUUAUUUAGACGGAAUAUCUAAUUCCCGAAACCGCACCUUGCGUACAAGCGUUUUCAACAGCAGAAAGCUCAGCCCAGUUUUCACUGGUGGGCCCGGAGUAGACGAAGUUCCUCCUAUAUGGGUCGAUAGAGCUGGCGUUAAAACCAAUAUUACCGAGAAUUUCACUCGUCAAAGCAAGUUUACGUACGGGAUUGUAAUGGAAGAGAUAACAACACGUGACGAAAGUAGUCAUAUAUCUUCAAAUGGUCAACGGGUUCUGCCGAACGGUGGUAUAAGUGCAGAUGGUCCUCCAACGACACUGAGUGGCACUGGUAUAGACCGAAUGGUGUUUGCACAAGCGAAUAUUACAAGAGACAAUACAAAGUUUGUCAAUGGAGCAAUUGUUGGUGAGAGGAAUGUGUUUCAGCUGGAUCAAGGCUUGGGAAUUGGCAGCAAAUUCCCAAUUUUCAACCGUCACCAACUAACGAUGACAAGAUUUAUACAACUGAAGGAAGUUGAAGAAGGUGCUGGGAAACCACCACCCCCGGUGCUUGUUCUUCAUGGCCAUUAUGGUGGUUGUGUAGGGGACCUUCCUAGCUAUGAUGCUUUUACACUUGGUGGACCCUACUCUGUUAGGGGUUACAACAUGGGAGAGAUUGGUGCUGCUAGAAAUAUCCUAGAGCUUGCUGCGGAAAUACGUAUACCUGUGAGAAAUACGCACGUAUACGCGUUUGCAGAGCAUGGAAAUGAUCUGGGGAGUUCAAAAGACGUAAAGGGUAAUCCCACAGAGGUUUACAGGCGCAUGGGUCAGGGUUCGUCAUAUGGCGUUGGUGCUAAGCUAGGGUUAGUUCGAGCAGAAUACGCGAUUGAUCACAACUCAGGGACUGGUGCCUUAUUUUUCAGAUUUGGUGAGAGAUUUUGAGGCUUGUUAAACUUUCUAUAUUUGGAGUUUUGCUUUUUGAAUCUGGUUAUACUGAGUUGGAUAGAAAGAUUUUGUAGAAAGCUGUUUGGAACCAUUUGAGAUGAAGGAAUAAUUGGUGUGUUUAUUGUUUAAUAGCAAUCACGGGUUGGCAA
Molecule: messenger RNA, 2706 nt
Organism: Helianthus annuus (common sunflower)
Lineage: Eukaryota; Viridiplantae; Streptophyta; Magnoliopsida; Asterales; Asteraceae
Product: protein TOC75-3, chloroplastic
Exons: 7
Coding region: 146-2554 (802 amino acids)
Biological process (GO): chloroplast organization; protein import into chloroplast stroma
Cellular component (GO): chloroplast outer membrane
Molecular function (GO): protein-transporting ATPase activity
Source: RefSeq, a predicted model, not a curated record